AUGCUGAAACCCUCGACUCUUGCUAUUUGUUCGAGCUCGAACCUCCCCACCUUCGUUUGGCCCUUCUCGUCGAUAACGUCACCAUCGCCAUGCUUGCGAUCAAGACGACUUUCUGCAUCAACCCAACGCACAACACGACAGCAGCGGAGAAGCGUCCGUGGCUACGCAACAGUGCACGAUGGACACAAUAACUCCUCCUCCAACUAUCAUCCCGAUCCUUCCAAGUGGCCUUCGGCCGCCAAUCCGACACCAUAUCAAAUCUUUGACCAGAAGAUGACCGCACCCUACAGCAAAGCACGCUUCUACGAGCUAGUCAAGCUUUACCAUCCUGACAGGCACAGGCAUAGUCUUGAUGAUACCUUGUCUGAUAAAACACGUCUUGAGAGAUAUCGUCUGGUCGUAGCCGCCAACGAGAUUCUUUCCGAUCCGGGCAAACGGCGCGCAUAUGAUCUCUACGGUGCAGGGUGGGAUUCGGUUCGUUCUAUGGACAACAUGAGUUUCCGUAACGCCGAUCAUAGCUGGCGCAACGAGCCGGGCAAUCCUUCGAUGAAUGCGACGUGGGAAGACUGGGAAAGAUGGUAUGGCGAACGGGGCGGCGGUCAGAAGCAGAAGCAACAGACGGUCUUCAUGAGCAACGAGCUGUUUGUCGUUGUCUUGUGCGCUUUUAUCGUUGCUGGCAGCAUGGGACAGGCGAGACGAGCGAGUGCAAAUACAAUGGCCAUCAUCGAGAUGCGAGAUCAGAAACACGACGCCAUUAGCCACGACAUGGCGAGAAGACGAACUGAACAGGGUCCCUUGACUAGGCAUGAGAGGGUUGAGAGCUUUUUGAGACAACGAGAGGGUUGGAACCUUGCUUCCUCGACUGCAUCGCAUGGUCACCACCAUGACGAGGAAGGCAAAUGA
Pestalotiopsis fici W106-1 is the source of this 903-nucleotide messenger RNA. RefSeq lists its product as uncharacterized. The transcript has a single exon. The coding region runs from base 1 to 903 and encodes 300 amino acids. NCBI's taxonomy places the organism in Eukaryota, Fungi, Ascomycota, Sordariomycetes, Amphisphaeriales, Sporocadaceae. The record is from RefSeq and is a predicted model, not a curated record.